Trichechus manatus latirostris (Florida manatee) is the source of this 10155-nucleotide messenger RNA. RefSeq names its product 5'-3' exoribonuclease 1 (gene XRN1). The transcript has 38 exons. The record is from RefSeq and is a predicted model, not a curated record. Bases 1003 to 5496 code for a protein of 1497 amino acids. Lineage: Eukaryota; Metazoa; Chordata; Mammalia; Sirenia; Trichechidae. Gene Ontology annotation, biological process: nuclear-transcribed mRNA catabolic process. Gene Ontology annotation, molecular function: 5'-3' exonuclease activity; nucleic acid binding.
AAGAGCUUUAGUCUUGUACAGAAAGCUUACUGACUGUGACAAUGGAUAUUGGAGACAUAAUAAUGAUUACUGUUUCUGUUACUACCAAAGUUCUAAAAAACAAUUGGAAAAUGAGCUGUUUUGCCAUAUUUUAGGAUCAGUAGGUCUCUAUAGUGUCUGCAGACCUGACUAACCCCAGUGCUAUUAUGAAUACUCUGCUGAGGUCAGGGAAGGAGGCCCUUUUUAUCCUCAUGCUUAGUAUGUGCCUUUUAAUACCACAUGAUAUGAAGACCCUGUGACUGAAAUAACUUUACUAGACUUUUUUUUUUAUUGUUGUCUUCGUCUUAACUUUUUAUUAUGGCAAUUUUUCAAGCAUCAGCAAAAACAAAAGAUAGUAUAAUGAACUCCUUGUGCCUUGCAUCCACCUUAAAUAAUUUUCAACUCCUAUCCCUAACCAUCCAUCCAUUUCCAUCCCUACCCCUAGAUUAUUAAAGCAGAGCCCAGAUAUUAUAUCAUUUAAUCUAUAAAAUCUAUAAAUAUUUAAUAAAAUUUCUCUAAAGGAGAAGGAUUUCUUUUUUUUAAUAUAACGUCAGUGCCAUUAUCUCACAUAAAACAAAAUUAACAAUAAUUCCUUAAUAGAUAAACAAACAGUUAUAUUCUAAUUUCUCUGAUUGCCUCUUAAAUGUUUUCUUGUUUGAAUCAGGAUUGAAAUAAACAGUAUACAUUGCAGUAGGUUGAUAAGUCUUACUAGUCUAUUUUGACUUAUUUUGGGACUGAGAAUGAUACGGGAGAAAAUUAACUAAAAAUGCCCUUUUCUGGUUUUUUCUGAGUGUUCAUAUACUGGAGGUAUCCUGACCUCCAGAAGAGUCCUACGUUCUUCUGUCAUAGGGAAGCUGCUACCUCUCAUUUCUAACCCGUUUUCCUAUGCAAGUGGAAAUAUGUGAAAACCAAGAGGUUUUGGGGAUUUUGGAGGGGUGAGGAGGGUCAAGGAGGUGAUUAUAAAGACCAUGUGAGUCUAAGAUUAUGCUUGGGUUAACAAGUCACGAGGCUCAUUUCUCUCUUUUAAGAGAAGAGGUUCGGUUUGGUGGCAAAAAAACACAAAGGGUAUGCGCACCAGAAGAAACCACAUUUCACCUCCUGCACUUGUCUUUAAUGAGAGAGUAUAUUGAUUAUGAGUUUUCAGUAUUAAAAGACAAGAUCUCAUUUAAAUAUGAUAUUGAAAGGAUAAUAGAUGAUUGGAUUUUGAUGGGAUUUCUUGUUGGCAAUGAUUUUAUUCCUCAUCUACCUCAUUUACAUAUUAAUCAUGAUGCACUGCCUCUUCUUUAUGGAACAUAUAUUACCAUCCUGCCAGAACUUGGGGGUUAUAUCAAUGAAAGUGGGCAUCUCAACUUACCUCGAUUUGAGAAAUACCUUGUAAAACUAUCAGAUUUUGAUCGUGAGCACUUCAGUGAAGUUUUUGUGGACCUAAAGUGGUUUGAAAGCAAAGUUGGUAACAAGUACCUCAAUGAAGCAGCAGGUGCCGCAGCAGAAGAAGCCAAGAACUACGAGGAAAAGAAAAAAUCAAAGGGCGAGGAAAACGUCUGUUGGGCUGCUUUAGACAAAAAUGAAUCUGAAGCAGCAACAUCUAAGGAUAAUUUGGAAGAUGAGACUGAAGAUGAUGACCUAUUUGAAACUGAGUUUAGACAAUAUAAAAGAACUUAUUACAUGACAAAGAUGGGAGUUGAUGUAGUGUCUGAUGACUUUCUGGCUGAUCAAGCUGCAUGUUAUGUUCAGGCAAUACAGUGGAUUUUGCACUAUUACUAUCAUGGAGUUCAGUCCUGGAGCUGGUAUUACCCUUAUCAUUAUGCACCUUUUCUGUCAGAUAUCCGGAACAUCAGUACGCUUAAAAUCCAUUUUGAGCUAGGAAAACCUUUUAAGCCAUUCGAGCAGCUUCUUGCUGUACUUCCAUCAGCUAGCAGAAAUUUGCUUCCUGCGUGUUACCAGCAUUUGAUGACCAGUGAAGACUCGCCAAUUAUAGAAUACUAUCCACCUGAUUUUAAAACUGACCUAAAUGGGAAACAACAGGAAUGGGAAGCUGUGGUAUUAAUACCUUUUAUUGAUGAGAAACGAUUGUUGGAAGCCAUGGAGUCAUGUAACCACUCCCUCAAAAAAGAAGAGAGGAAAAGAAACCAACAUAGUGAGUGCCUAAUGUACUGGUAUGAUAGAGACACAGACUUCACCUACCCCUCGCCAUGGCCAGAAAAAUUCCCUGACAUACAACGAUGUUGCACAAGGUACAAAAUAAUAUCUUUAGAUGCUUGGCGUGUAGACAUAAGCAAGAACAAAAUAACCAAGGUUGACCAGAGGGCAGUAUAUUUCUGUGGAUUUCCUACUCUGAAACACAUCAAACACAAAUUUUUUUUGAAGAAAAGUGGGGUACAAGUAUUCCAGCAAAGCAGUCGUGGAGAAAACAUGAUGUUGGAAAUCUUACUCAAUGCAGACUCGGAUGAACUUAGUAUAGAAAAUGUAGCUUCAUCAGCGCUUGGAAAGUCUGUCUUUGUUAAUUGGCCUCACCUUGAAGAAGCUAGAGUUGUAGCUGUGUCAGAUGGGGAAACUAAGUUUUACUUGGAAGAACCUCCAGGAACACAGAAGCUUUAUUUGGGAAAAACUACCCCACCAUCUAAAGUGGUCUAUCUUGGAGAUAAAGAACAAUCUAACUGGACAAAAGAAGUACAAGGAAUUUCAGAACAUUACCUGAGAAGAAAAGGAAUAAUAAUAAAUGAAACAUCUGCAGUUAUAUAUGCUCAGUUACUCACAGGUCGUAAAUAUCAAAUAAAUCAAAAUGGUGAAGUUCGACUAGAGAAACAGUGGUCAAAACAAGUUCUUCCUUUUGUUUAUCAAACUGUUGUUAAAGACAUCCGAGCUUUCGGCUCCCGUUUCUCCAAUAUCAAAACAUUGGAUGACUUAUUUCCUCCUAGAAGUAUGGUCUUUAUGCUGGGAACCCCCUAUUAUGGCUGUACUGGAGAAGUUCAAGAUUCAUGCGAUGUGAUUACAGAAGGUAGGAUUCGUGUGGUUUUCAGCAUUCCGUGUGAACCUAAUCUUGAUGCUUUAAUUCAGAACCAGCAUAAAUAUUCUAUAAAGUACAACCCAGGAUAUAUGUUGGCCAGUCGCCUUGGAGUGAGUGGAUACCUUGUUUCAAGGUUUACAGGAAGUAUUUUUAUUGGAAGAGGAUCUGGGAGAAACCCUCAUGGAGACCAUAAAGCAAAUGUGGGUUUGAAUCUCAAGUUCAACAAAAAAAAUGAGGAGGUGCCUGGAUAUACCAAGAAAGUUGGAAGCGAAUGGAUGUAUUCAUCUGCAGUAGAACAACUCCUUGCAGAAUACUUAGAGAGAGCUCCAGAACUCUUUAGUUAUAUAGCCAAAAAUAGCCAAGAGGAUGUGUUCUAUGAAGAUGACAUUUGGCCAGGAGAAAAUGAGAAUGGUGCUGAGAAAGUUCAAGAAAUUAUUACUUGGCUAAAGGGACAUCCUGUCAGUACUUUGUCUCGUUCUUCUUGUGAUUUACAAAUUCUGGAUGCAGCUAUUGUGGAGAAGAUCGAGGAAGAAGUCGAGAAAUGCAAGCAAAGGAAGAAUAAUAAGAAGGUACGAGUGACAGUGAAGCCCCAUUUGCUAUACAGACCUUUAGAACAGCAACACGGAGUCAUUCCUGAUAGGGAUGCAGAAUUUCGUCUCUUUGACCGUGUUGUAAAUGUGAGAGAGAACUUUUCAGUUCCUGUUGGCCUUCGAGGCACCAUCAUAGGAAUUAAAGGGGCUAAUAGAGAAGCUGAUGUACUAUUUGAAGUAUUAUUUGAUGAAGAAUUUCCUGGAGGUUUAACAAUAAGAUGCUCACCUGGUAGAGGUUAUCGACUGCCAACAAGUGCCUUAGUGAACAUUUCUCACGGGAGUCGCUCUGAAACCGGAAACCAGAAGUUGACAGCCAUAGUGAAACCACAACCAGCUGUGAAUCACUACAGCUUGAAUUCCUCCAUUUUGUCUGGGCAUUUGGGAGGCCUUAACCAUUCCCCUCAAUUGCGUUUUGUUCCUACUCAAGUACCUGCUAAAGAAGAUGAUGAAUUUUGCAACAUUUGGCAGUCCUUACAAGGAUCUGGAAAGGUUCAACACUUUCAGCCAGCUAUUCAAGAGAAGGGUGCGGUUCUACCUCAAGAAAUAAGUCAAGUAACUCAACUUCAUAAAUCUGGCAUUAAUGACAGCAGUAUAAAAGGUCAGCAAAGAAAACAUGACCCUCACAGAAAAUUUAAAGAAGAAUGUAAGAGUCCUAAAAAUGAGUGUCGAUCACAAAAAAUGUCAAAUAAGCAGCCCAACCCUGGAAUUGAGAACUUUUUAGCAUCCUUGAAUAUCUCCAAAGAAAACGAAGUACAGGCAUCUCAUCACAAAGAGCCUCCAAGUGAAGAACAUUUGUCACCACAAUCAUUUGCUAUGAAGGGAACACGGAUGCUUAAAGAAAUUCUAAAAAUUGAUGGCGCUGAGACUGUGGACCAUAAGAGUGAAAUGAAACAGUUUGGUAAUGAAGUCACUGUUUCUUCUAAUAGAAGAGAUGAGUAUGGACCUUCCUCACAGCCUAAGCAAAAUAAGAAAUUAGCAUCUUACAUGAACAAGUCUCACAGCGCUAAUGAGUACCAUAAUGUUCCGUCUAUGGACAAUGUGUGUUGGCCCACUGCCAGCCAGAUGCCUUCUGUGCCCACAUCAGUAACCGAACUUUCUCGAAUUUGUUCCCUUGUUGGAAUGCCACAACCAGAUUUCUCCUUUCUUAGAACACCACAGACAAUGACAGUUUGCCAGGUAAAAUUAUCUAAUGGUUUACUGGUACAUGGACCACAGUGUCACUCUGAAAAUGAAGCCAAGGAGAAAGCUGCUUUUUUUGCUUUACAACAAUUGAGUUCAUUAGGAGUGAAUUUCUCUGUGCCUCUACCAAUAUUUCCAAAUUAUCCUCCUGCUGUACCACCUGGAACCAUUCCUCCAGUUUUUCCUCAGCCUACCGGCUGGGAUCAUUAUGGAAGCAACUUAGCAUUUGGGGCAGCCAGUAUGAUGCCUUCAUCAUCUCAUCUCUUUGCCUCAACGCCGUGGGCACCGCCAGCGACAGUACCUGGAAAGCCUUUCCAUCAUGCUUCCUAUCCCAGGACCAUGCCCAUGGCUGGGGGAAUUGCGGCUGGUGUGCACAGUCAGUUCAUACCUCUGCAGGUUACUAAAAAACGAGUUGCAAAUAAAAAGAACUUUGAGAAUAAAGAGGCUCAGAGUUCUUCUCAAGCUGCCCCACGUCAGACGAGCCAGCCAGCGUCUUCAGACAUUACCAAAGUGAUGCCACAGGAGAGUUCAUCAGCUUCUGUAAAGUCCCCUCACAUUACUCAGCCUGUGUCUUCUUUUCAAGCUGAAGCUGCCUCCCAAGGCCACAGUAUGUCUUAUCAUAAGUCAAUACCAAGUUCUUCUUCAAGAAGAAAACCAAGAAAACUGGCUGUCAAUUUUGGUGUUUCUAAACCUUCUGAAUAAAUUUGGUACUUGGAAUUAAUUUCUUUCCUUUCCUUUUUAUGAGGCAUAGUCCAUAUCUAUGUUUCAUAAAAAUAGAAUGUACUAUUUUAAGAUAAUAUGUUUUGAGUUGAAAAUUUUUAAUAUUUGAGUUGUCAGGCACUUUUCAUGCUGUUUAAAAGACUGUAUACCAAAUUGUACACUUUAAAUAUGUGCAGUUUGUUGUACGUCAGUUAUACCUCAAAAAAGCUGUUAAAAAAACAAAAAAGACUGUAAAUUAAAACCUUGUGUUAAAAUAGUAUCAGUGGACUAAGCAUUAAAAUGUACCACUUUAACCAUUGGCCUCCUCAUUAGAAGCAUCCUGAACUAUGAAUUAGACAUCAUCUUAGCAAUAAUAAAAAACAUUUUUUUAUGCUAUCUUUGAGGGGUAAUUAAAUGAAGCAUGAAAAUUGGGCCUCAAAUAUUAUUUAUUGAAUGUGGACUUUAUUUCCCUUUUUAAUGAUGUAACAAAUUUUCAAGAGAAUGGCUCUUAUUUAUAUGUGUUUUAAUUUAUGUCUUGUCGUCUUUGAGGGUCCUUUAGACCUGCUGUGAAACGAUCACGCUUGUGUGGUGCUGCCAGUUUUGCUUUAUUCUCAGUUUUGUACCAAAGCAACUUAAGAGUAUGGAUGAGAAUAUUUCAUCUAACUGCUUAGAACUAUAAAUAACAGUCUAGGUUUGAGUAAGUAAUUACAGUUUUUUAGAUUAUUCAAGAACCAGCAUUAGUAAUUUCUAAUGAGAUUAAGUUUCAAAAUAUACAGGGUACAAUGAUUACAAAUUAAUCUUCUAAUAAAAUUAAGUACAAAAAAUCAAUCAUGUUGUUAAUUAAAACAAACUGUAUGUCUCCCAUUUAUAGCUUUUUAUCUCCUUGCUUAUCAUACAAGAGCCCCGUUUUUGGUCCAUGUGUAGUGCUUCCUGGAAUCAAUGAAAUUAUUAAUAUUUUUUAAAUUCCAAAGUGUGCUGUAAAACAGACACAAUCAUUAGUUUGUGAUGUACAUGAUUUAUGUGACAAAUGCCUAUCUCAUUCUAGUUCCAUAUUUUUAGCUUUAUGCUGGUCUGUUCAGCGACUCUGGCAUUUUGUCUUUGCAUGUCAUGUGUGGGUGUGUGUUGUUCAAGCUGUGGCUGUUGAAAUUAUUUUAAAGUUUAUGAAAAUUUCCCAGUGGUACCAGGACCUGAGGUUUUGUUUUAUAUAUAUAUAUACCUUUUAGGUUUUGUGAUAUGCUUAUAUUUUUAAGGAAGUAAGUUAUCAUACUUUUUUAAAAGUAGGAACCACAAUCUUUAUAUGGAGCUGCUUUAUUAUUAUACUGGAUUUCAUUUAGCUCAUUGCAAACUCUGUCAUGAGUCUUAGUCUGUUUUUUUUUAAAACAUGCUGGUAUUGAACUAAAUGUAUUCAUUUCUCUAACAGUUUAUUUCAAGGUCUCUCUGAAUAUUAGCAGCAUAGUUGUAUAUCAGUAGUGCCUUUAGUAUAAGGAGAUAAAUGUCCAUUAUCUGUCAGUUGUUACAGCCAUGUGAGUUUCUGUGAUUUUAUUUUCUAUUAAUUUCUUAGGUUCAGAUGUUUACUGUUUUCCAACAUUUCCUUGUUGGGAAUGCUUGUUUAUCUGUAGUAGAAUUUUGAGUAAUGAGGUGCGAAUAAAUCUCAGUGUUUAUCCUUAUUGCCUCACAAGCUCUUUUCUAAGUACCCACAUCCAAAUUUGUAAAUUAUCAUGCAUCAUUCUUGGCCUUCAAAUGUAUAGAUUUAUUCUGUUUGUUUUAAAAGGAAAUGGAAAUAUCUAUUAUGGGAAUACAAGGAAAAAGUUUAAUUAUAACAGUAAUGUUAUGUCAAAACCUCUUACUACAUUUAAAGCGUGUAAUAUUCUUCCUCUCACGUGACUGUACAAACUCCAGCAUUCAGUUGCCUCAGUCAUCACUCCUGUGAGACUGUAAACGCUGUGCGGCCUGCGUCUGUUUAAGAGCACAGAGGAAGGAGGAAGGAGCACAUGUUAUCUUCUGAAAACUCCAAGAAGACUUUCACUAUGCGCAGUGCCACUGAACCUGUGAGAAUACUUCCCCAUGUUCUAGCAAAGCAAGCUGAUAAUUCUAUAUGGAUAGGCAGUGAAAGUGUUUUCAUUCUUUUUUAAAACAUAUUAGGUUAAGAUUGAAGAGAGAUUAAGAUAGGAGCGAGCUCCAUAGUGUCUGGAGAGUGGUCAGGCAGUCUUCUAUAUUGUUUCCCUUGUGGACCUGAGAUUAAUGAGAGAUGUGCCCUCCCCACAAAGGACAUGAGGCAGAGCCAUUCUUUCCUCAUGAUGACCUUGAGGAGAGUGGAUCCAUUCUUUGGGAAACUUACUGCUUUUCCCUUUUGGAUGAAGCAGACUCAGACCACCCCUCAAGGUUAGAAAUAUGUCCAUGCAGCCAUUUAAUCUGCUAUAGGACUUCUUUGUGAAAACUGUGGACCGUAUAGAGUAUGGAAGCACAGAUUCCCUGCAUUUCUUCAUGUUUUUACAUAACUAAAGCAGUUAAAUCUAUUUAAACCUUCCCCUCUUUACUGAAACAUUGUUUCUAAAUAUUCUUGUUUAAUCUUUUUUUUUUUUUGAGCAAAUUAGUGAACUUUGAAGAUUGAUUCUUCCAGUCUCAUUGUUUCUUUUCACGGUUUCCUACAUUACCUGGUCAUAUGAGUUUUAUAAUCUGACAGAAUAUGUUACUUACUUUAAACAUCAUGUAGAGUAAAACCUUAAACAUCUGAGGCUGUGAAAAAUUAAAUUCACCCCAUGUGAAUCUUGGUUUCAAUUUAAGAGUUUCCUUGCUUUUCAAAGGGACAAGUAGUGAAGAUUGGAGGGUUUUUUGUUUGUUUUUGCCUAUUGGUGGGGGAACAUUGGAAGUAGGGUGAUGAAGAACUAUUGCUCUAAGUUUUUUGUUAGUUAUAUUUCCUUUUUUAUGAUCAGUUAUUUGCUUUGGUUUUGGACCGAGACUUCAACAAUAUUCUAGAUUCUUUGUUUCAAGGGGAGGGAGCAGAGAUGAGAGGUUGAAAGAAGGAAAAUGUUUAAAUAAGACAUAUCUAAUCACUACAUUUUCAGACUAAUAUAUCUUUCUAGCUCAAAGAAAUAGAUAAGUUACAGGGUGUUUUUUAUUCACUCACUCUAAUCAUCGUUCUAUUUGUAUUAAUAAAACAAACAUUUUCAUAGUGAUUAUCUAAUUUUUACCUUAUUAUAUGAGAUAGCUAGAACUGUCCAUAUCUCCAUUGAAAUUAGUUUUAACAUACUUCUUCUUAUUCAGAAAUCAUUUUCUUCAACAACUGUUGUACGAUUUCCUAGCAUUGUGAGCUUGCUAUAUUUCUUAGUACCAUCUUGCUUCCAAAUUAUCUUUAUUGUAGAGGGGAAUUCAUUUGUUGGAAAGAAAUGUCUGCGAAAAACAUCCUCUACGUAAAUAAGAAAUGAAUCACAGAAGUUCACUUGCCAUUUUUCUAGAGAUAGCAAUACUACUCAAACUGGCAGUGUUCUUUAUAUACAUUUGGUAAGGUUUAUCAGUGAAACAGUCUUGUUUACAGGAGCUUCCUUUCCUAGUCAGGAUAAAGCUUAAUGUUUGAGAAAUGAAUAUUUUCAGACUGACCUGAUUCAUAUUUCCAUAAGGCCUCUCUGUCUUUUGCCAGGGAGCAGUAAGACACUGUUGAAACAGAUGUCAGCAGAUCUCCAGCAGCAGGGCAGAGCUAACAGGCUGGCCAUAAGCUUCACUAUUAAACUGAGUUAACAGCUCAGACAUCACAGACCCUUCCCUCAGAGAGAGAAGAAAAAAUGUAUAAAAUAGUUUUUGUAGUUAAGAGCAUCAACAAUCCAUAGCUGCUUAUGUGUGUGUUUGUAUGUGUGUGUGUGUGUGUUUGUGUACCAAUAAUAAUGCCUUGCUCAAUCAAUGCAUUCAGCCAUCUCAAGUGCAAUUUGUGAAGGAGACUGUGGUUUCCAGUAGAUACAUUUUUUACAGCAUUAAACCUGUAAAAGUUAAUUUUUUCCAGCAGUACACCCAUCACUCUUAAUUAUCUCAGCAAUUGGUAUACUAUUAGAUUGCACAGGCCAAUUAAUUAAGUCUCUGUAGAUGUUUGCAUAAUUUGAAGCCAAAUUCUUAUACUGUUUCUCAUGAAAUAAUAGUGAGAAUUUGGUCUACAGUUUGCUUUAAAUUCUUAUUUAGUCUUUUCUUAGUCCUCCCACCCCAGUAUCUUACUUUUUUUUCACCAGCACCCACUUGCUUAUGAGUAUUUUCAUCUAUUUUGACAUAUACCAAUUGUGUGCUGUAUCGUCAGUGUUUAAUUCAUAUAUAUGAUUCGUUUCUUUUCUCACAUGUAUAACUAUUUUCUAAGUAACUGGAAUUUUUCAUUAGAUCUUAUACAGAGCAGUAUUUUAUUAAAAAUUCAAAAGGGAAGACUUUUAUGUGCCCAUUUUGUAGUUUUUGUUUUUACAAUAUCUUUACAUUGUUUGUCUGCCAAGUGUUUUAAACAUGCAUUGGAAUGGACUCCGAAUGUAUUUUUGUGUUAAGUUGUACAUUUGUAGAUUUCUAGCAUGAAGUUAGCCCCAAAAUGCUGUGCAAAAGGAUUUUAAAAUAUAAGAGUCACUGAAAGAGUUUAAACAUCUAUACAUGUUAAAUGCUGUAUGGAUUUUAAUUAAAGAUUUGAGAAUGAUUUCUUAA